AUGGCAGCAGGCAACCGGACGACUGUAGUGGAGUUCAUCCUGCAGGGCUUCUCAGAAGACCCUCAGCUCUGGGGCCUUCUCUCAGCCCUUUUCCUCCUCCUCUACCUGAUGGCCCUUGUGGGAAAUGGCCUCAUCAUCACAGCUAUCAGCCUGAGCCCAGGCCUGCACACUCCCAUGUACUUCUUCCUCACCAACCUGGCCUUUUUGGACAUUGUCUGCACAUCCACCAUUCUCCCCAAGUUGCUGGAGGUCUUGAUGGUUGGAGUGGACACCAUCUCUUAUAGGGGCUGCCUGGCUCAGCUCUUCUUCCUCACCUGGUCCCUGGGGGCUGAAAUGCUGCUGCUCACGGCCAUGGCCAUUGACCGCUACGUGGCCAUCUGCCGGCCACUGCACUAUAGUGCCAUCAUGAACUGGUCAUUGUGUACACUGCUGGCCAUAGCUGUGUGGACAAUUAGUGCAUCCAACACAUCCAUAAAUACUGGACUAAUGUUGCGGUUGAACUUCUGUGGCCCCAACCAAAUUGGGAACUUCCUGUGUGAAAUCCCUUCACUGCUGCCACUUUCCUGCAGCCCCACGGCCCUCAACAGUGUCAUGAUGGUCAUUGCUGACAUCUAUUUUGGCGUGCUCAACUUCCUGCUCACGCUGACCUCCUACGGCUGCAUUGUGGCCAGCGUUCUGCGCAUCCGCUCGGCAGCAGGCAAGCGUCGUGCCUUCUCUACUUGCUCCUCCCACCUCCUCGUGGUCAUCUUGUACUACUCCAGCAUCAUCUACACCUACAUCUUCCCGGGCUCGGGCACCUCCAUGGAGAAGAGUAAGGUGGGUGCUGUGCUGUACACAGCGGUCAGCCCGGCCCUGAACCCACUCAUCUACACACUUCGGAACAAGGAUGUGAAAGCUGCCCUCUGGAAGGUGACUGCUUGCUCCCGGUAA
Molecule: messenger RNA, 930 nt
Organism: Orycteropus afer afer
Lineage: Eukaryota; Metazoa; Chordata; Mammalia; Tubulidentata; Orycteropodidae
Product: olfactory receptor 13A1-like
Exons: 1
Coding region: 1-930 (309 amino acids)
Biological process (GO): G protein-coupled receptor signaling pathway
Cellular component (GO): membrane
Molecular function (GO): G protein-coupled receptor activity; olfactory receptor activity
Source: RefSeq, a predicted model, not a curated record